Naegleria lovaniensis is the source of this 315-nucleotide messenger RNA. RefSeq lists its product as uncharacterized. The record is from RefSeq and is a predicted model, not a curated record. The transcript has a single exon. The coding region runs from base 1 to 315 and encodes 104 amino acids. Lineage: Eukaryota; Heterolobosea; Eutetramitea; Acrasida; Naegleriidae. Gene Ontology annotation, molecular function: protein-disulfide reductase activity.
AUGGUUCAUAAAGUUGAUACACUCCAAGAACUCAAGGACAAGAUUAAGAAUCACAGUGGUCUCGUAGUGAUUGAUUUCUUUGCUGAAUGGUGUGGACCUUGCAAGAGAAUUGCUCCAAAGAUUGAAGAAUGGGCCAAGAAAUAUGAAUCUGUCUUGUUCUUGAAGGUUGAUGUGGAUGUUAAUGAUGAAGCUGCUUCUGAGUAUGCUGUUGAAGCCAUGCCAACAUUUGUUUUUGUGAAGAACGGAUCAAAGAUUGAAACUGUGGUUGGAGCCAAUGAAUCUGCUCUUCUCAACUUGAUCGAAAAGAACAAGUAA